Messenger RNA from Fusarium vanettenii 77-13-4, 1686 nucleotides. RefSeq lists its product as uncharacterized. Lineage: Eukaryota; Fungi; Ascomycota; Sordariomycetes; Hypocreales; Nectriaceae. The transcript is spliced from 4 exons. The coding region runs from base 1 to 1686 and encodes 561 amino acids. The record is from RefSeq and is a predicted model, not a curated record.
AUGUGUAAAGCUGACAACCUCUUCAGAGCCGAGGAUGCCACCUUGUCACGAAUUAUUGAGCGCCUUGAUCGAAUCGAGAAACAUCCCUCAGCCGCACGGGGUGUAUUCAGUUCCUCAUCCGAGGAGGGAGCCAGUGAUCAGCCUCCAGACGAAGCAACAGGCCAUCCAUCAGCUCAGAGCCCAGGAUCCAGGCCACAUACCGACGCCGCAUAUUCUCUGAAUAACGAGGUCUUUGUUUCCGAAGACACCGAAGUGUCCAAUGUUGCGCCACCGACUCCUUGGUUCGGCAGUUCGCUUAACGACCCAGACCUAAGUGAAGAAGACGCCUGGAAGGGCAUGGGAAACACCUCUAUACUUGAGAUGGCUAUCAAACAGGUUCAAGCUCGCAGAAAGGCUGGAGCAAGAAGUGCGCAUCGCAUCGCCACAGAAGGCGUCUCGAUUCCACCAGAACUGGCGAGGACCUGGAUGCAAAAUUACUUUGCGCACAUGUCAGCCGAGCUCUUCUUGACCUUGGUCGAUAGGAGGCUUCUUGAAAUGAUGCCUGACUUGAUCACUAUGCGUCAUGUCCACUUGGAUGCCUGCAUGCUCCUUAUUUACUACGCCAUACUCUGGCAGGGCUGCUUUUUGCCUGGCAAACGCUUGUUCAUAGGCCCCGACCGAAAGUACGCAAGGCAACUUUAUCUCUGUUGUUUGCGCAUCAUACCGAGUUGGCAGAGAGAGUCCGCUGGGAGUGUGACAGACCUCGUAGCUGCCCUGUAUAUGAUGCGAACUGCUGCAGAAAGCUUCGAUUUUGAGACGGCCUUGGAAAUGCACAAUUUGGCAUGUGAAUACGCCGAAGGCCUAGAGAUGCAUAACCUUGACCGAGACAGCAACUCGUCACCCGAUAAGCCCCCUUCAACUGACGAUGACCGCAAAGGCAUGUGGGAGCUGAUCCAAAUGGAUCUCUUUUACAGGUUGAUCUAUAAUAAACCGGCAGCCUUCUCAUCGAGCAUUCAAGAGUGGAGGGUCAAUCUACCAUGGCUUUCUGUCGACUCGCCCCCAGACGACAACGCGCCCGUACCUACUAUGACAUUCAUACUACGAAGCCGACUGGCUUUGAUUCUUGCGUCAUUUUUCCAGUUAUUGGAUGACGAAGAAGACAGAAUAGACACCGUGGAUGCGGUUGAGCCUCUGUGCCAGCAAAUUGAAGACGUAUUUCAAGACUGGAAAUUGCAUGAAUGGAUUCAAGCCUUGAGGAAUGACCAUGUAUAUACGUGGAUCCUGGUUGACCUCGCGCUGGCCGGAUACACAUCCAUCCUCUUUAUGCAACGGAAAGCGAUGGACAUUGAUCUUAGCUCACCUGGCAAUGCUUCAUCCGCUCAACUCAUUCCCCUGACGGAAACAGCAUUACGAGCCUCUCGCCGAAUCUUGGAGCUCAUAUAUCACAUGCUUCACGAGGUGAAGCAGCCUGGACUUGAGACUCUUUCUCUUGUUCUGGGAACUUUCCGAGCUCAUCUUGCAUAUUCAUUCGUCGCAAAUUAUAUUAUCUCCUCUCCGAAUCCUAGAGCGAUGAUGUCGGAUUUUGAGCUGCUGGAACGUGUUGCUGGCUGUGUUGAAACGGUGGUAAAGGAAGAGAAGGAUUUUACACCCUUGGCGCGGGCCCUUGUUUAUGUCCAUACCAAUGUGAAGAAGCUGAGGCUAAGCUAA